Vespula vulgaris is the source of this 11172-nucleotide messenger RNA. Its product is annotated as serine/threonine-protein phosphatase PP1-beta catalytic subunit. Bases 1194 to 2213 code for a protein of 339 amino acids. NCBI's taxonomy places the organism in Eukaryota, Metazoa, Arthropoda, Insecta, Hymenoptera, Vespidae. Gene Ontology annotation, molecular function: protein serine/threonine phosphatase activity. Gene Ontology annotation, cellular component: nucleus; cytoplasm. The record is from RefSeq and is a predicted model, not a curated record. The transcript is spliced from 5 exons.
AGAUGAACCAAUCAGAAGUAAGAGGAGAAGGACGAGCCAAUCAGUAACGAUAACGAGUAAGACGAGCCAAUCAGUAACGAUAACGAGUAAGAGGAGCCAAUAAAAAACAUAAAUGAGAAUGACUGACCAAUCGGAAGUGAGAGUGGGUACGACGAGCCAAUCAGAAACGAAAGAGAAAGAGAGAAUGAGUAACAGAGAAAGACAACAAAAGUAGAAAAGAACAACAAAAUGUCUGUAUCAGCAGUCGAUAAGAGUUUAGCACGCAACACGUUUAACGUAUACGUCUAUAAGUCUUCUCUCUCUUUCUGUAAACGCGCAAGUAAAACAGACAGGUGCCGAGGUGGUCCCGACUAUUAAGCAUUGUACGAGUGUAGUGUGCUAGUCAGUGUCAAGAAAAAAUGGCGGAUGUCGACUUGAACAUCGACAGCCUCAUACAAAGAUUAUUAGAAGGUACGUGAUAACGAAAGAGCAUUCGCGAGAGAUCAGAGUGUAAGAUUAUUAACGAUAACUUUGCUUUCAAUUUCACCAAGAAGCGUGUCUUUAUCCGUAUGAAAUAAUCGCGUUAAGUCCAACAGAAAAAUAUCAUAUCGCGUAUUAUUCCGCAGCAGAAGCAGUACCAGUGUAUACAAUUUUUUUUCGAGCGAGCGCGACGAAUCGAACGGUACGCGUCGUCCCACUUUUCUGAUUUUUCAUUUUACUUUCGUACGAUUAAUCCAACAAGAUCGAGAUUGAUUAUUCUAACAGUUUAGUGUUUGUUCGUUCGCUUCUACGUAGAUAUCUAUUUCUAGUCCAGCGUCUUUUACGUACAUAUACGGGAAAUUUUCGGUAAAGAAAAGAAGAAGAAAGAAAAAUGUGUAGAUAGAACAAAAAUGCGAUGAAUAUUGAUCUCUUUUUUCUUCAAGUACAUCGAACAUAUUUUAAGAAAAUUGUACUAUUCGAGAUUUGCCUAUCUUAACGGUUUAACGGCGUAUUUUAUUUAUUUUUAAUAACUAGGAAAAACGAUUUUUUCUGUUUCUCUUUCUCUCGCUCUCUCUCUCUCUCCUUUCCUCUCUCUCUCUCUCUCUCUCUCUCUCUCUCUCUCUUUUUCUCUCUCUCUCUCUCUCUCUCUCUCUCUCUCUCUCUCUCUCUCUCUCUCUCUCUCUCUCUUUCUCCCUUGACACAUUCGUGUACAACGUGCGUCGUCGGCCCUUUCGAUGCUCCUCAAAGUGUACAACACGCAGAAAGACCAGGUUCAGAAGAAAGCCAAGCUAAAAGAUAUUUUCUCGUCGGAUUUUGUCGUAAGAGGAUGCAGACCGGGGAAGACAGUGACGAUGUCGGAGGGAGAAGUACGUGGACUUUGCCUGAAGUCCCGUGAGAUUUUCCUUCAACAACCGAUACUACUGGAAUUGGAAGCACCUCUUAAAAUUUGCGGUGAUAUUCAUGGUCAAUACACGGAUUUGUUGCGACUCUUCGAGUACGGUGGCUUCCCACCCGAGGCUAACUACCUGUUCCUCGGUGAUUACGUUGAUCGUGGAAAGCAGUCGCUCGAGACCAUAUGUCUCUUGCUAGCCUAUAAAAUCAAAUAUCCAGAGAAUUUCUUCCUGCUGCGCGGGAAUCAUGAAUGUGCUAGCAUAAACAGGAUAUAUGGAUUUUAUGAUGAAUGCAAAAGGAGAUAUAACAUAAAGCUUUGGAAGACUUUUACCGAUUGCUUCAAUUGUCUACCAAUAGCUGCGAUUAUCGACGAGAAGAUUUUUUGUUGUCAUGGUGGCCUCAGCCCGGAUCUUCAGAGUAUGGAGCAAAUCAAAAGGAUCAUGAGACCCACCGACGUUCCUGAUACCGGUCUUCUUUGCGAUCUACUUUGGUCUGAUCCUGACAAAGAUGUUCAGGGUUGGGGUGAAAACGACAGAGGUGUGUCGUUCACCUUCGGUCCAGACGUCGUGUCCAAGUUUUUAAAUCGACACGACAUGGAUUUAAUAUGCAGAGCUCAUCAAGUCGUCGAAGAUGGUUACGAGUUCUUUGCUAAGAGACAAUUAGUCACUCUCUUUUCUGCUCCCAAUUAUUGUGGAGAGUUCGACAAUGCUGGUGGCAUGAUGAGCGUCGACGAAACCUUGAUGUGCAGUUUCCAGAUCUUGAAACCUUCAGAGAAGAAAGCAAAGUAUCAAUACGGUGGUAUGAAUACCGGUCAAGCAGGCAGACCAUCUACACCACAAAGAAAUCCUGCGAAAAAGAAAUGACAGCCUUCUGAUCCGAACGAACAAUUAGUAUUCUCUUUAUUGACAGUGCUGAAAGGUAAGGUUUGUCUAUUUACGAAAAAAGGUCGUACAGAUCCGACGGGACGAUAAUUUUUAUCGCAGAAACUUGUAAGGACUUAUUUUCACGUUUUUCAGCAUGAAGACGUCGAGCUCGAUCUAAUCUAUCCUAAUCCGUUAAUAUAAAAGAUAAAGUGUGCGUAAGAUUACUCUUACUUUUUAUGUUGAUUGCAUCUUAACGAGAUAAGCGGUGUAACUAUUCACAAACGAUACGAUAAUUUCUUUUUUCUCCCUUUUUUUUUCAUCGAACUAGGCGAGACUCGACGCCUACGUUCUUUGAAAAUAACUUGCAUUUUUCCAUAUUGAAGAUAGUCCAAGAUACAAUGACGCAGAGAAAUAUUAGAGACAGAUCAACUUUAUUGCAAUAACUUUGUUGUUUGUUUUCAAUUAAUUUAUUGGAGAACUUCUCCUACGUUAUUUUCCAAUUAUAUUACAUUAUAAAAUGAUAUAUUAAGUAUUUUUUUAAAUAUAUAUACAUAUAUUUAUUUUUUAUUUUCUUUAUAUAUAUAUAUAUAAAUAUAUAUAUAUAUAUUUAAAGUUAUUGCAAAUAAAUUGUGUUAACAACCUCUGUGUAAUUUUGCAAUCGCUGUAGUAAUUUUUGUCGAGUAUUAAUGGUCCGGAACAUUCGUUUAAGUAUUUAUUGCUUCCAUGCUUGUAUAAGUUCGAGAGGCAUCGAGAUUGAUUAAUGUCCGCGUUAUUUAGAGAUUUUUCGAUUAAUUAAUUGCUACCACUAAUAUUAUUUAUUGUUAUCAUUGUUCGUCGUCCAACGUUAUCAUCAUCGUCGUCAUUGUCAUCAUCAUCAUCAUCAUCAUCAUCAUCGUCAUCGCCAUCGUCAUCGUCAUCAACAUUAUUAUUACCAUCAUUUCGAUCACAAUCAUCCCAUUAUCAUUAUAAUUGUUAUUCUCAUUAUAAGCAUUGCAGUUGAUUACAUAACAUAGAAUGCUGCAAAUGUACAUAGUUAGAGUUUUUAGUAGCAAUCAUGUUCUUUAUUUUUUAUUUCUCUUUAUUUUUCGUCCAAUUUUUCUCUCGUUUCUUUUUAAAUAUCAUAAUGAUUGAUUUUAAUUUUAACAGUCUCUACGAUAAUAUUGAUUAUAUACAUAUUGAGAGGCAUGUUCAAAAAUAUAUAUACAUAUACAUAUUAUAUAUAUAUUAUUUAUAUUUUUUAAUCGAAUGAAUUGGAAGUAUAUAAAGAAUUGGAAGUAUAUAAAGAAAAAGAGAUGAGAGAAAUAGAAGCAUUUCUGAUGAAGAAGAAAAGAAACCAUACUAAUAAUCAUGAUUGGUGAUUUUCAUUGCAAAAAUAUGUAUGUGAAAAAAUGGGGGUUUAAAAUGGAGGAUAAAGUUUGAAUAAGGAGAGUUAACAAGCUUUUUCCAAAUAAAAUAAUACAAAUUAAAUGGAUAAAUAAAUAAAUAAAUAAAUAUAAGAAAUAUAGAUGAGGGCCUCGAUAUUAAUUCUCAUAUAAAAUUGGCAAUUUUUAUAUAAAAAAUAAUAGAACAUUCGUCUUUUAAUUUUGUUUUCGGUUAAACAAAAAGAAGUUAAAAAUCUUUGAACGGGUAUACUUAUUUUUUCCAGAAAAAAAAAAUAACAUAAAAAGAUUAUAUAAUGAUGUCAGAUGCAACAAUAUUGUUGCGUAACAUUCAAUUCCUUCGCAUUUCUAAGUUGCCAUGUUAUAUAAAUAAAACGAUCGAUAACGAAGCUAUGCUCGUUACUAUGUGACGUAACUACUUUCUUCACGUGAUUCCUUCCAUUAUUCUUAUUAUUCUUAUUAUUAUUGCUAUUAUUAUUACUAUUAUUAUUAUUAUUUAAUUAAUUAAUAAAUAUAAUUAAUUAAUUAAUUAUUAUAAAUCAAUAUAAUGAAUUAUUAUAUUAUUAGAAUGCCACACUAUUCUACCGCUACUAUUAUUUGUAUUAUUAAUAUUAUUAUUAAACAUUAUUAUUAAAUUAUAGAGAAACAAAUAGCAUUUUUUAAGUUGCAUUUCUAAUCUUGGUAUAACACGUAUACCACCGCCUAUAUUAUUUUUCUUUUUUUAUUAUAGCGCUUAUUACGAAGUAAAUAUAAAUAUAUUGACAUUUUGAGUUAGUUACUUGAUCUAUGAAGCGUGGUCAGCCGAGAGUGAGAAGAAGAAGAAGAAGGAAGCGAAUAAAAUGGGAAUACUUGAAAAGAAGCAUAGUACACAUAAUGCACGCACGCGCAUGCACUUUCAUAGUUAUCGGCUCAUAUAUAAAACUUGUCAGAGAUUUUCUUCUAUCGCUUAUAUGUUCUUUUUUCUUCCUCUGAUAUUCAUCGGUCACUCGUGGAGAUCAAGUAACCAUGAGUAUGACAACGUAAUGACACGACGACUAUGACGACAAUGUUUUAAAAAGCUUUUUCCAAAAUAAUACCAUUUGUUGUGGUCGUUGUUGUUGUUGUUGGAUGGUUGAAAAAAGUUUGAUGAACGAAACAAGACCCCGUGGUCUACCCCCUUCUUUCUCUUUUUUGACGAAUGAUUAAUAUUGGAGUGGUUGUGAUUCCCCUUGAUAUGCAUUUUUUGUCCCAGAUUCAUAUAUCAUUAUCUAUAUAUAUAUAUAUAUGUGUGUGUGUAUGUCUGUAUACAUAUAUAUAUAUAAAUAAAUAUAUGAAAAUAUAUAUAUAUAUAUUAUAUUUGUAAAUGGGCAAGCCAAUCGCGAUUCGUCGAUGGAAUCAUUUUGUGUAGGAAAAUGAUAAGAAAUAUCGGAAAGAGGAUAUUUGUAAAAAACGCGAUUAAUGAAUAAACAAAUUAUAAAAGGAGACAGAAAGAUAGCCAUCGAUCGAAUCUCGAUAGAGAUAUAGCCCUAUGAGUAAUAUAAAACAUCCUAAAGAUGUACAACUUUCAAAUAAUAAACGUGCAUAUUGUUGUACACAUCUUCUUUCUGCAAACGAUUCAUUCACCUAAUUUUACAAAGGGACUUUCGUUCAGACAAAAUACAUGUUGAAUUCUUUUUGUUCGAAUUUUUCCAAUAAGCUUCUGGCAGUGUUUAUUAUUAUUUUAUUCUCGGACAGCACGAACGUGGAAUACAAUAUAUGUAUUUAAAUCGCGUUUCGAGAGAAUAUUAAUAAUUAAAUAAAAUUCCCAUGAUCUCAAGUUUUAAUCUUAUUUUUGUUUGUUUUGUUUUCUUUUCACUGGCUAGGUAUACAGAAUCUUGUGUUAUUUUAUUAUUUUUGUUUUUUUGUUUUUUUUUUCUAGGAUACCAGAGACGUAAGCGUACUUCCUUUUUCCUUGUUGAUAUCGUUGUUAUUUUCGUUUCGUUUUGUUUUUUUUGUGUUUUUUUCCUUCAAUUUUCAUACUCUUUUCACUUCCACUUUGCGUACGUCACUUCCUUCUUCGAUCGUCGAGAGAUUCGAUUCACGCGUUCCAUGCGGGGGCGACAUAUAUGUUGUACGUAGAGAGUUUAUCAGUAGACGUGAGCUAAAAGAAAAGAGUAUGCGUAUAUAAUAGAUAUUAUUAGAAAGGGAAAUGAUUGAAAGUAAAAGAAAAUAUACAUAUAUAAAAAAAAACAAUAAAUAUGCAGAAACAAAAGACACAAAAGGGUGAGAGAACGUUGAGAUCGCGAUACGUAGAAAUUCGCGAUGAUUGGUGAAGGUCGUGUGUUGGCCCUUCGCCCUUUUCUUAUUUUUCUUUUAUAUUGCAUUUCUUUUCUUUAGAAAUCACACUUGCAUUUAGUUUUUAGAGAUAGAAUGUCGAGAAGGGAAUAUUAUCCUAAUUCUUGUUUUAAUCCUUAAAAAUGUUCACGUAUUUAUAUUGUACUGAAACGUCACUCUUAUGACAAAAUGAACAUAAUUAUUUUUAAAGAUAACUUUUAAGGAUUAAAAGGAAGAACUCGGAUUAUAUUAAUUUCCUGUAGGUAAUUUAAAACUAUGUUUAGUCCGAAUGAAAUGAAAGAAAAUUAGUUGGAUAUAAUCGAACGAAAAUUUGUGUGUGAAAAAAUAUACGAGGAAAAUGAAACAAAAACGUGACUUUUUAAUGUUUCUGUUAGAAAUGAUAACGAUGGAAAGAAACAAUCGGACUUUUACGAACACUUUCAUAUUCUUGAUAUUAUGCCACGAAGGUAAAUAUAAUGAUCGAAUGAAUAUACUCUGUUAACAUAUUAAUCGAUAUAUCUCGAUUAUUGAUCGGUAUGAGUGAUCGUGUAAUCUGAUGAUUAUCAUAUGCAGUUUAGUUAUAUCUAUUCGAUGUUAGCAAGUUUAGAUUUGUAUAACUAUUAUUUUAUCGUCAUCAUCGUCAUUGUAAUUAAUGAUUUCCUGUUGCUUUUUUAUUAUUUUUUUUUUGAAAGUAAUAAUUUCAGUUUAAUUAAAACACGCACGGACAAAACUUGGGAGUGAAAUGGUAAUAGAUUAAAACACUUUGUGGUCAUUUUCGUUUGAUCGCUCACAUUUGUUUUGUUUUGUUUUUCUUUUCUUUUUUCUUAUUUGUUCUUAAUGUUUAUUGUACCACGGGCUGGUAAAGUGAUAUACUGGAACUGGCUGCGAAUAAUAGUAGUAUAAUGCUCCUGAAACGACAGAUAUAUUGUUUGGUUGUAGAAUAUAAAUCCUUCUAAUGUGAUUACACGUCAAUCUAAUUUCUUUCAAUACCUUGCCGCACGAAGCGGAGGUAUAUAUACUUACGAAAAAAAAAAAAAAUUACGAUAAAAAUCACUAUUUCUUCUUAGGAUGAUCAUGUUCGAUGUGUGUCAAAAAUGAUGUCAACAUCGAUGAUGCGAUUCGCCGAAUACAAAAUUCAACACUUAUAAUUAUUACCAAAAAUGAAUAAAGAAAAGAGUCUUCUUUUAAAACGCAGGUGUAUUAGAGAAAGAAGAUAGAAAAAGAUAGAAAAAGAAUGAAUGAAAGAAAGAAAGAAAAAAUGAAAAAAUGUGUAAAAUUGACGAUGAAGAUAUAUAAAGUAUAAACGUACCGAGUGGUCUGAUAGGAUGUCGGCUCCAUAAGAAGCUACGUUUAAUUGGACUAAGGUAGCUGUCCCUCAGGUAAAACGGAGUACUGUACUGAGCAUAGCUUGGAAUAUAAGGAGCAAAGCUAGGAUACCACCAAGGAUCUCUCGUGAAGGCACUGAUCGGAGCUGUUGGAGAUGGUUCGAGCAAAUCGAAAAGAGGUUUCCUGCGAAGCAAUGAUGAGUAGCUCGGGAAGAUAUCGUCGGUUAGCAAGUUACCUGAAAACAAAAAAAAAAAACAAAGAUACAUAGAUGUAGUAAAUAGCCUGUGCAUUGACUUAAUCUGAUCGUCAUGAGAAAUUAUGUUAUAAAUUACCAUGAAUAUCGAAGAGUCUCUUCGUGCUGAGAGGUGGACUUAUGUGUCGAGCAAGCAACGGCGACCUGCUCGGAUAAAGUCUGUCGAUGUCAGCCAAACGAUUCAGAUGAUCGGUCCAAGCCUUGUCGGCGUCAAAUGGUUUCGCUGUAUAUUGAGAUUUUUAUAUUUGUGUAUGUGAAUAUCAAAUGCAAUAGUUAUUUCGUGUUAACAGCUGAACAAUCUUGAUUCAUAUUCUUCAGGGACAAGUUUAUUCAGGUGUUAAAACACGAUCGAUCGAUUUGCCUGACGACGAACAAUUCGAAAUUUUUCUAUAAAAUUAUUUGAGUUGUGAAUUAUGUUCUUUUUCGUUUUUCUUUUUUCUUUCUUUUAACCUUCGAAUUGCUUGUCUUUAUUUGAUCUAUUAAGUAGGUCUAUUGCGAUGAAAAGGAGUACAUGUCGGAUGUAUGUACAUUGUUGAAUUGUUUUGAACUCCUUUCGAUUAUACGCAAAAAUAUCUAAUUCGUCAAUCUUUCAUUUUCUGAAUUAGAUAUUUUUCCUGAUAUAUUAAUAGACCUACAUUGAAAACUAUAUAAUUCGAAUUAACAUUCCUAGUAAGAAAACACCAAUUCUCACAUAGCAACACUAAAAACUACUGACGCCAAAAUUGUAGAAAAGAAUUUUUAUGCUUCUUUCGUUUGAACGAUGAAGAAAAGUCAUUAGCGUCAAGACUUUGUUUUAUUAAAUAUUAACAUUUAUAUUCGAUGCUCUAUUUUAUCUUACGCAUUAUCAUAUUAGAUCUAUCGAAAAGUUGUGUCCCAUUUUCAGAGAGAGAGAAUGUGUAACUAUUACUUUCAAGCUUUAUUAUUAUUUCUUUAUCUUUCAUUACAUUUUUUUAUUCAAAAUUAUCCUUAAAUAAGUAAAAAACGGGGACAGAAUUUUCCAAUAAAUUUAAUACGUUUAACGCUAUCGAAUAAGCGUUUCGGCGCUACCUUUUCACUCCAACGAUAUAUUUCGUAUAUCUUUUUUUAUUAUUUCUUUUUUUUUAUACAUAUACCGAUCUUUUGAAAAUACAUUUUUUUUUAUAUUUUUUUAUUAUGUAUUUAACUAAUUCCAAAAUCGUUUCUCUCACGAUCGGUAAAAAGUUACGAACGAUGAAGCAUCGUAGGCUUUUGCGUGCAAUUUAACAUGCCGAUGCGCUUAAUCAAGUUAGUUUUACAAAGCCGUGAUUCUAACAAUUUGCAAAAAGGUGUUCUACGAUAGCUAAAAGAAAAAUCAUGCAGCAACAAAUUCUUUGGCAUCUCGCGACCCAACUUGAAAUUUAUUUAUCAGAAAUUUAUCAAUAAGUAAUGUCAAUAUUUUCUAGUUGUGUAUUCUGAUUUUUAUUUUAUUUCCAAUUCGAAUAGAAAUAUUCGAAUUUAGUAAUCCAAUAGAAGUUUUUUUAUUAAUAGAUGAUAAAUAUUAGAAAUUCUCAGUAGAAAGAAAAUACUGAGAAAUGAUAGAAAAAUUUGCAACGUUAUUUCUAUAAGUCUCAUCGGAUUAAUAUCGAAAUUUCUAAUGAAAAAGAAAUCUUAGAAAAUUUCGAUAUGUAUUAUUUAUUAUUUAAUCGAAUAACAUAUAAGAGUGUGGGAUUAAUAGUGUGUCGUAUAAACGUGCUUAGUUAUAUUUUGACGUAGCGUUAGAAAAAAUCUUAUAAGCCGUGCCUAUAAUCUAGCUUUUUAUAAUUCUGAUCAAUGAUUUGAUCAGAGUAAAAAGUGUGAGCGUUUCUCGCUAAAAAUACGUCACGUAAGGUGAAAAAAGCAUACUAACCUGGUGGAAAAAAGCUGCUUCAAAAAAACGUCGUCCUCUGAUUGAGAGGUGACGAGAAAAAAGCGGCGAUGGUCACGUAUCCAAAAAAAAGUAACGUUUUUCAAAAAUCAUUCGCUACGUUGCGUUCGUGAAAAAAAAGAUUAUCGAAUUUAAAUCUCAAAUUUUGGUUGAGUGAGUUGCGUCGAACGGAAUGUUUACAUAUUUUUUUUUUAUUAACAAAAAAUAAUUGCAUCAUUCUUUUUUAUUCUAUGUGUAUGUGUCUAAAUAUGUGUCUAAGCGUUAUUAUAAUAAAAUCAGGAAUAAGUAAUCUGUAUCUAUUUCGUUAAGCUUUUUUUUUUUUAUUUUAUAGCAUGUUACUAUAAAAUAAUCGAGUGUAGUUAGACAUGAGCAAUCUUUUUUACGUUUUCAUAGAAUCUAAAUCUCAGUUUUGUAGUAAUUUAUAAAUGAUAAUUAUAAUAUCAUUGCCCAUGACUGCUUAGAAUGUUUGAAAAUGAAUUGUAAUUCGUGUAGUUGUUAAUGUGAGGUGUUUAAGUGUAUGAAAAUGUUUUUUUAUCGAUCUUAUAUCGAUCUUAUCGAUUAUGAUCGUCGCUGAUAGCGGCAGUUAAUUAUUUUGCAACAAUUUUUUUUAUGAGGAGAUAUAACAAAAAUAAAAAAUAGGAGAUUAUACUAGGUAUUUUUGGAUUAUAUAUAAAUGGGUCAUCGAGAGAAUAGGUAAAACGGAAAGAAAGUACAUGCCGUUUCCUGAAAAAGACAGAAAUUUCUGCUUCCAGUUGAUCAAUGAAUUAAUUAAGUUCGUUAAUUUGCCGUUUGUUAGUAAACAUAACUGUUUUAUACGCGUGCAUGUAUUAUUAUUAUCGUUACCGAUUAGAGCAAAGUAUUAAAUGAGAAUAUGCAAUUGACUUCUCCGUUUUUCUUUUUUUCUAAGCGCGUUUUGAAUUCUCUCUCGUCGUACAAUUCAAUUAAAAAAUUAAUAACAAUAGGAUACAGAUAUAAUAAUAACAUAAAAGAAAAAAUUAUUAACCCUCUAUAAUAGUACUAUUUCUUUUCAAAAUUCAUUAUUGAUUUAUAUAAAAAAAAUUAAUAUAAAUUAUAUACAGUACAUAUGCGAAACGGUAAGGCAGAAAAUUGAUUUUAUCGGUAAAGUAUGUACACAAUUACCGACUGCUUUCUACAGUUUUUUGUUAUCACGAUUCUCGAUAAAGUAUGAAAUUGAUUUUAUCGACAAAGUAUAUACACGCUUACCGACGUCAACUAGUCUCUCUGUAUUACCUUAUUAGUAUAAUUUAUAUUACUUUUUUAAAAUUACUUUUAUACCACAUGAAAAGUAUAUUUAAUAUAUUAUAUACAUAUAAGAGAGUUAUAUAUUUAUAAUAAUUAGUUUUUAAAAUAUAAACAUAAACAGAAUUUAUAGAGGGUUAAAAAACAAAUAUAGUAAAAUUAUUAAUGAAAGAAAGAAUCGGACGAGAAGCAAACGAUUGUAAUAACAUUCUCAGCUGAAAUUUCCAGCUUUUUCAAGUAUGGCUUUUCUAUUGAUUGUUCGUUUAUUAAAUUAAAUAAAUAUCUCCGCAGAUCGUGUAAAUCUCUUCUUUUUUUUUUUUUGUUCGAUUCGCGACUAUCGCAUUCCCUUCGCUCGAAAAAUUAUUCGUUUCCGAGCUUCGAUUUGAUUUUGGUUUCUUUUUUUUUUUUAUUUCCAUGCGUCCAUCGUCCAUCUGUUUUUCUUCAUUUCUAUUUUCUUUUCUUUUUUUCUUUUUAUUUGUAUCUUCCUCUCGUACUAAUCGUUUAUACAUCCUAGAGAGAUUACGACGCACGUCAUAAGACAUUUAAGCGAAGACUUCCACCUCGGCU